AUGGCGGCGUCGGUUUCCGGGGCCACCAUCUGCCUUCAGAAGCCUGGCUCCAAAGGCAGGAGGGCCAGGGAUGCGACCUCCUUCGCCCGCCGAUCGGUCGCGGCGCCGAGGUCCCCGCACGCCGCCAAAGCGAGCGUCAUCCGCUCCGACGCCGGCGCGGGACGGGGCCAGCAUUGCUCGCCGCUGAGGGCGGUCGUUGACGCCGCGCCGAUUGCGACGAAAAAGAGGGUGUUCUACUUCGGCAAGGGCAAGAGCGAGGGCGACAAGAGCAUGAAGGAACUGCUGGGCGGCAAGGGCGCGAACCUGGCGGAGAUGUCGAGCAUCGGGCUGUCGGUGCCGCCGGGGUUCACGGUGUCGACGGAGGCGUGCAAGCAGUACCAGGACGCCGGGAGCAUCCUCCCCGCGGGGCUCUGGGCCGAGAUCCUGGACGGCCUGCAGUUCGUGGAGGAGUACAUGGGCGCCACCCUCGGCGACCCGCAGCGCCCGCUCCUGCUCUCCGUCCGCUCCGGCGCCGCGGUGUCCAUGCCCGGUAUGAUGGACACGGUGCUCAACCUGGGGCUCAACGACGAGGUGGCCGCCGGGCUGGCCGCCAAGAGCGGGGAGCGCUUCGCCUACGACUCCUUCCGCCGCUUCCUCGACAUGUUCGGCAACGUCGUCAUGGACAUUCCCCGCUCACUGUUCGAAGAGAAGCUUGAGCACAUGAAGGAAUCCAAGGGGGUGAAGAAUGACACUGACCUCACUGCCGCUGACCUCAAAGAGCUUGUGGGUCAGUACAAGGAAGUCUACCUUACAGCUAAGGGAGAGCCAUUCCCCUCAGACCCCAAGAAACAGCUUGAGUUAGCAGUGCGGGCUGUGUUCAACUCGUGGGAAAGCCCGAGGGCAAAGAAGUACAGGAGCAUUAACCAGAUCACUGGCCUGGUAGGCACUGCCGUGAACGUGCAGUCCAUGGUGUUUGGCAACAUGGGCAACACUUCUGGUACUGGCGUGCUCUUCACUAGGAAUCCUAACACUGGAGAGAAUAAGCUGUAUGGCGAGUUCCUGAUCAAUGCUCAGGGUGAGGAUGUGGUUGCUGGAAUAAGAACCCCAGAGGAUCUUGAUGCCAUGAAGGACGUCAUGCCACAGGCUUAUGAAGAGCUAGUUGAGAACUGCAACAUACUGGAGAGCCACUACAAAGAAAUGCAGGAUAUCGAAUUUACUGUUCAGGAGAACAGGCUGUGGAUGUUGCAGUGCAGAACAGGAAAACGUACAGGCACAGGUGCCGUAAAGAUUGCUGUGGACAUGGUUAGCGAGGGUCUUGUUGAGCGCCGUCAAGCGAUUAAGAUGGUAGAACCAGGCCACCUGGACCAGCUUCUUCAUCCUCAGUUUGAGAACCCAGCGGCAUACAAGGAUCAAGUUAUUGCCACGGGCCUACCAGCUUCACCUGGGGCUGCUGUGGGCCAGAUUGUGUUUACUGCUGAGGAUGCUGAAGCAUGGCAUGCCCAAGGGAAAGCUGCUAUUCUGGUAAGGGCGGAGACCAGCCCUGAGGAUGUUGGUGGCAUGCACGCAGCUGCUGGGAUUCUUACAGAAAGAGGUGGCAUGACUUCCCAUGCUGCUGUGGUCGCUCGUGGGUGGGGAAAAUGCUGUGUCUCAGGAUGCUCAGCCAUUCGUGUAAAUGAUGCUGAGAAGACUGUAGCGAUUGGAGACCAUGUGCUGAGCGAAGGCGAGUGGAUAUCGCUGAAUGGAUCAACUGGUGAAGUGAUCCUUGGAAAGCAGCCGCUUUCCCCACCAGCCCUUAGUGGUGAUCUGGGAACUUUCAUGUCCUGGGUGGAUGAAGUUAGAAAGCUCAAGGUUCUGGCUAAUGCGGAUACCCCUGAGGAUGCAUUGGCUGCACGGAACAAUGGGGCACAAGGAAUUGGACUAUGCCGGACAGAGCACAUGUUCUUUGCUUCAGAUGAGAGGAUUAAGGCUGUAAGGCAGAUGAUUAUGGCUCCCACAGUUGAACUGAGGCAGCAGGCACUUGAUCGUCUUUUGCCUUAUCAGAGGUCUGACUUUGAGGGUAUUUUCCGUGCUAUGGAUGGACUUUCGGUGACUAUUCGACUUCUGGACCCUCCCCUCCACGAGUUCCUUCCAGAAGGGAAUGUUGAGGAAAUUGUGCGUGAAUUAUGUGCUGAAACGGGAGCCAAUGAGGAGGAAGCCCUUGAACGAAUUGAAAAGCUUGCAGAAGUAAAUCCAAUGCUUGGCUUCCGUGGGUGCAGGCUUGGUAUAUCAUACCCUGAAUUAACAGAAAUGCAAGCCCGUGCCAUCUUUGAAGCUGCUAUAACAAUGUCCAACCAGGGUGUUGAAGUUUUUCCAGAGAUCAUGGUUCCUCUUGUUGGAACACCACAGGAAUUGGGACAUCAAGCGAAUGUUAUCAAACAAGUUGCUGAGAAAGUUUUCACCAGUAUGGGUAAAACUAUUGGCUACAAAAUUGGAACUAUGAUUGAAAUUCCCAGGGCAGCUCUAGUGGCUGAUCAGAUAGCAGAGCAGGCUGAGUUCUUCUCUUUUGGAACGAACGACCUCACACAGAUGACUUUUGGCUACAGCAGGGAUGAUGUGGGAAAGUUUAUUCCCAUUUACCUGGCUCAGGGUAUCCUCCAACAUGACCCCUUUGAGGUUCUCGACCAGAGAGGAGUGGGCGAACUGGUUAAGUUUGCUACAGAGAGGGGCCGCAAAACUAGGCCUAACUUGAAGGUGGGCAUUUGUGGAGAACAUGGUGGAGAGCCUUCAUCAGUUGCUUUCUUCGCCAAGGCAGGGCUGGAUUAUGUUUCUUGCUCCCCUUUCAGGGUUCCGAUUGCUCGGCUAGCUGCAGCUCAGGUGCUUGUCUGA
This is a messenger RNA of Miscanthus lutarioriparius, 2844 nucleotides long. The record is from the annotation of a GenBank genome assembly. NCBI's taxonomy places the organism in Eukaryota, Viridiplantae, Streptophyta, Magnoliopsida, Poales, Poaceae.